AGGAAAGCGUAAACUGCUGAUGGUGAUAUGCUGUGCCGCUUGUCUGCUUCUGUGCUUCGGCGCCCUGGCGACUGUCUUGAGCUUAAAGAAAGCCGGAGAUGCGGGUGAUGACAGCACGGAAUCUGACCAUUACUAUUACCCGGUGUCCGGUGGAGCGUCCAUUCAAUCGACGCCACCUCCUGCAGAUGGAGUAACACCAAGUGUUCCAACGACUGCAAAAGUGACACGAAAGUCUCUGCCGCAUAAACCGUUGCUCUGCAGCUACAAGCUGGAUAUGAAAGCAGAUUACCCUUAUCCUCCUGACGGGCUCUGUGACUUCCUCUUUCACACAUUUGGUGUGUUACCUCAAGGCUUCAACUACAAACAAUAUACGGAUAUUGAUGACGACGACAGAAUCUUAUUUGAUAAAUUCAAGGAGCAGGCCAUGAAGUCCAAGAUAACUAGUUUUGGCAUUGACAUAUACGAUCACUUUGAAAACGCUACUAUUAUUACAUUAAACACAGAUGAAGGCAAAGCUGCACUGAGAGAACUUUGGGACUACAAAAUAGUGCAUUACGCUGUUCUGGAUUACAUUGUUUACGCUGCUGGCGCUCACUUCGCUAUGAAGAUCUCCAUGCUAGCAAAGAUAUUGAUGGGCCUGCGAGACGAGUACAGGAGCCUUCAUGAGACUGAGAACAGCUUUUUUUUCCUCGGCAUUGGAUCAAUAUCCGAAAACACACAUAAAGAACAGGCGGAAGUUCUGAAAUAUGCAAUGAGCCAUAUGCUGCCGGACGCUGUGCUAUACAGGGCCACUCGGACAGACUACAUGGCCUACCACUCGUGUACUUUUUCUCCGCCAACGCAGUGGUCUGCAGCUAGCACAACGACACAGAUGUCAUAUGAUGGAGCGUUCAAGACGCGCAGUUUGAGCACCUGGCCCUCCAGUGUUGCACAAAUGAUGUCUUUCUCGCCGGCAAUUGCCUACAUGAGCUCUGAGGACAAUUUUGGGUUUAAUAAAGAUUGCGAUACUUAUUACCUCAAGCCAGCUAGCUUCAGAUGUAGUCCGGACAACAAUGCAAUCAAUGGUUCUCUUCAGAAGUCACCCGACGGAAUGGAUGUCUACUGCCUAUACACCUAUUAUGACGAGGAUGACGAGGAUGAGCAUGAUCCGUUAUACUCAUUUGCUGGAUAUGAUACACCGGAGUCCAUGAAGAGAAAGAUGUGCAAGACCGUCGUGGAGCACAAGUUCACUGGCGGAUGGACUAUGUUACACAUGGAAUACUCCAUCGUAGACGGGAAAGGCUGUAACGACACGGGGUACGAAGGAAACUACCAGAUGGUGCAAGUGUUACGUGACCUUAUGAAGAUCAACUUUACCGCCAAUGACUGUCCCUGAAGAAUAUGCAGAAUAUGUCAUGAUAACUGAGUGAAAUGUGUGCGGAAUGAUUGUAUAUU
This is a messenger RNA of Ornithodoros turicata, 1434 nucleotides long. RefSeq lists its product as uncharacterized. Lineage: Eukaryota; Metazoa; Arthropoda; Arachnida; Ixodida; Argasidae. The transcript is spliced from 9 exons. The coding region runs from base 20 to 1375 and encodes 451 amino acids. The record is from RefSeq and is a predicted model, not a curated record.